Parus major (Great Tit) is the source of this 1220-nucleotide messenger RNA. RefSeq names its product solute carrier family 30 member 2 (gene SLC30A2). Gene Ontology annotation, biological process: zinc ion transmembrane transport; response to zinc ion. Gene Ontology annotation, molecular function: zinc ion transmembrane transporter activity. The coding region runs from base 81 to 1151 and encodes 356 amino acids. Gene Ontology annotation, cellular component: plasma membrane. The transcript is spliced from 8 exons. The record is from RefSeq and is a predicted model, not a curated record. NCBI's taxonomy places the organism in Eukaryota, Metazoa, Chordata, Aves, Passeriformes, Paridae.
ACACGAGCCGAGGCCACCGGCUGCCACCAGCGCCGGCCACACGCCGGGGUGACCGCGCCGAGCCCCCGAGCCGGAGGAGGAUGGCAGCCGGCGACGAGAAGCGGCACCUCCUGAGCGAGGGCACAGGCGGGUCCUGUGCGGGGGCCGUGCGGGGACAGGCGGCAGCCCUGGAGCUGGGGACACGGCGUGGCCAGCACUGCCACACGCGGGGGACCCACGGCCACCCCGGCCAGCAGCAGCGGGCACGCAGGAAGCUCUACCUGGCCGCUGGCAUCUGCCUCUUCUUCAUGGUGGGGGAAGCCGUGGGCGGGUACCUGGCACACAGCCUGGCCAUCCUGACGGACGCUGCCCAUCUCCUGACGGAUUUUGCCAGCAUCAUGAUCAGCCUCUUCUCGCUCUGGGUGUCCUCACGCCCCCCCACCAAAACCAUGAAUUUCGGAUGGCACCGGGCAGAGAUCCUGGGGGCUCUGCUCUCCGUGCUCUCCAUCUGGGUGGUGACGGGGGUCCUGGUCUACCUGGGGGCCCAGCGCCUGCUCUCGGGUGACUACGACAUCCAGGGUGGGGUCAUGCUCAUCACCUCCGCCUGCGCCGUGGCCGUCAACAUCGUGAUGGGGGUGGCCCUGCACCAGCCGGGGCACGGCCACAGCCACGGGGCAAGCGGCGAGCAGCCCAACGCCAGCGUCCGCGCCGCCUUCGUCCACGUCGUGGGGGACCUGCUGCAGAGCGUCGGAGUCCUCAUCGCCUCCUACAUCAUCUUCUUCAAGCCCGAGUACAAGUACGUGGAUCCCAUCUGCACCUUCCUCUUCUCCGCGCUGGUGCUGGGCACGACGCUGACCAUCCUCCGCGACGUCCUCCUGGUCCUCAUGGAGGGGACCCCCAAAGGGAUGGAUUUCAACGCGGUGCGGGAGACGCUGCUGGCGGUGCGGGGCGUGGAGGCCGUGCACAGCCUGCACAUCUGGGCGCUGACAGCGGCACAGCCACUGCUCUCGGUGCACAUCGCCAUCAACGCGGCUGCCAGCGCGCAGGAGGUGCUGGAGGAGGCCAGCUCCCGGCUGCAGGGCGCCUUCCGCUUCCACACCACCACCAUCCAGGUGGAGAGCUACUCCGAGGAGAUGCGGGACUGCCGGGAAUGCCAGCCCCCCCGUGACUGACUCCCUGGAGUCCCGGGGGCACUUCUCAUGUGUGGAAAAUAAAGCAGAGCACACGGGGGUGUUGGGGGA